GCCAUGUCACGUGUGAACGUGCUCGCCUCAGAGUCCGCCGCCGCCAGUGGGAGAAGAUGUUGUUCGGGGGUGCCGGUAACAGCUGCAGAGAGGAGCCCGGCCGGAGGAGGCCUGCACCGGAUUUCACGUUGCCACCUAAGAGCACGUGGCAGCACAGAUGCCCAUGACUAGGGGAAACAGACAGCUGCCGCCAGGUCCUACAGGCACUCCGCCCAGCCCAGAAAACAUGGAUAAACCCCUUCUGCCGCAUAAGAAGAGGAGCUGGUACCUGGCCUGGAAAUAUAAACUGAGCAACCAGCGGGCAGUGCGACGAAUGUGUCAGACAGCUGCUGUUCUCUUCCUGCUCGUCACUGUUAUUGUCAACAUCAAGCUGAUCCUGGACACCCGGCGCGCUGUAAAUGAAGAGGAAACUGACCAAGAUUAUGAUGACAACGUGCAAAAUGUGGCAUUCCCUCGCCGAGCGGCCAGUGGUAAAAAAAUACUAGAUGUUGAGGUAUACUCCAGUAGAUCGAAGGUUUAUAUCGCGGUGGAUGGUACGACGGUGCUGGAAGAUGAGGCCAGGGAGCAGGGAAGAGGAAUCCACGUCAUUGUCCUGAAUCAGGCGACGGGUCACGUCAUGGCAAAGAGAGUGUUUGACACGUACUCGCCCCAUGAAGAUGAAGCCAUGGUCCUCUUCCUUAAUAUGGUCGCUCGAGGUCGUAUUCUCAUCUUCACCGUCAAGGACGAGGGUUCCUUCCAUCUCAAAGAUACAGCCAAGAACUUGCUGAAGAGCCUGGGCAGCCAGGUUGCAGCCACUCUGGGCUGGAGGGACAUGUGGACAUUUGUGGUGAAGAAAGGAGGACACAUCUAUGGUGAAAAACACUCCAAGUCUCCAGCUCUGUCUACGUGGGGUGAUCCAGUUCUUCUGAAGACCGACAUACAACUAGUUCCCCCUGAAGAUGCAGAAUGUCAUUGGCCAGACACAGAACUAAACAGGAGGAGGAAACACUUCUGCAGCAAAGUGGAGGGUUACGGCAGCGUCUGCAGCUGUAAGGAUCCAACUCCUAUUGAAUUCAAUCCCAUGCCUCUAAAGGAAAACCGUGUGUCCAAUGUUCCAGUGGCGGUUAUAGCCGGGAAUAGACCAAAUUACUUGUACAGGAUGUUGCGGUCUUUGCUGUCAGCGCAGGGUGUCACCCCACAGAUGAUCACAGUCUUUAUUGAUGGUUACUAUGAGGAACCAAUGGAUGUGGUAGAAUUGUAUGGCCUGAAAGGCAUCCAGCACACCCCAAUAAGCAUUAAAAAUGCCCGUGUGGCCCAGCAUUACAAAGCCAGCCUGACCGCCACGUUUAACCUGCAUCCGGAUGCCAAGUUCGUCAUUGUUCUAGAAGAAGACCUAGAUAUCUCCGUAGAUUUCUUCAGUUUCCUGAGUCAGACCAUCCAUCUGCUGGAGGAGGAUGAGAGCCUGUAUUGCAUCUCUGCCUGGAACGAUCAGGGGUAUGAACACACAGCUGAAGACCCCUCACUUCUCUACAGAGUGGAGACCAUGCCAGGUCUGGGCUGGGUGCUCAAUAAAAAUCUUUACAAGAAUGAGUUGGAACCAAAGUGGCCGACGCCAGAGAAGCUGUGGGACUGGGAUAUGUGGAUGCGAAUGCCGGAGCAGAGAAAGGGACGGGAGUGUCUGAUUCCAGAUGUGUCCAGAUCCUAUCAUUUCGGCAUAGUAGGCCUCAACAUGAACGGAUAUUUCCAUGAAGCUUAUUUUAAAAAACACAAGUUCAACACUGUUCCUAAUGUGCAGCUAUCAAACGUGGAAAGCCUGAGGAAGGAUGCUUAUGAGAUAGAAAUACACCGAAUCCUGAGUGAGGCAGAGGUGCUGGAUCACAGUAAAAAUCCUUGUGAGGAUUCAUUUAUCCCGGACACUGAGGGGAAGACCUACGUAAUGUACAUCCGGAUGGAGCAGGAAGCCGAUUUCACCACCUGGUCUCAGCUUGCAAAGUGCCUUCACGUGUGGGACCUUGAUGUCAGAGGUAACCACAAGGGGCUCUGGCGUCUAUUCCGAAAGAAGAACCAUUUCUUGGUGGUUGGGUUUCCUUCUUCUCCAUACUCGACUAAGAAACCUCCAUCGGUGACCCCAAUUUACCUGGAACCUCCCCCCAAAGAAGAAGCUGCUGUCGCUGCAGUUGACCAGUCCUGACACCUAGCUGAGAGGUCCUGACAAACCGUCCUGUUGACCUGCGUGUUUCUCUGCUGCCGGCUGAGAAUUCUCCUGUACAACGUGUCCGCCUUGCAGUCUGCAGGAACACGCAGCUCUGGCUGUAGCAUUCUGUACAUUGACCACUAUAUUAUACCUUGUGAAUGGAUUGAUCCACUGUUGUUACGGGGGACUUCUCAUGUAUUGAGGCAUCAGGGUCUUCCUGUACUCUGCUCUCAUCCUCUGCACAGUCAGGUUACACUAACAUCCACUAACGGAAGUGGAGGAAGGGACUCAACUUACCAGUACUUUCAAAGGAUAUUUGUUUUGCUGUUUUGUGGGACAUAUUGAUGUGUGACUUCUGGACAUUAUUUAUUGACAGACUUCAUGAAUGUCUCUUUGGGGUUUUUUUUUUUUUUUUUUUGCG
Pseudophryne corroboree (corroboree frog) is the source of this 2594-nucleotide messenger RNA. It is a transcript of the gene POMGNT1, whose product is annotated as protein O-linked mannose N-acetylglucosaminyltransferase 1 (beta 1,2-). The coding region runs from base 158 to 2170 and encodes 670 amino acids. Gene Ontology annotation, molecular function: beta-1,3-galactosyl-O-glycosyl-glycoprotein beta-1,3-N-acetylglucosaminyltransferase activity. Gene Ontology annotation, biological process: protein O-linked glycosylation via N-acetylgalactosamine. Gene Ontology annotation, cellular component: Golgi membrane. The record is from RefSeq and is a predicted model, not a curated record. NCBI's taxonomy places the organism in Eukaryota, Metazoa, Chordata, Amphibia, Anura, Myobatrachidae. The transcript is spliced from 22 exons.